Messenger RNA from Lithohypha guttulata, 1941 nucleotides. RefSeq lists its product as uncharacterized. Bases 1 to 1941 code for a protein of 646 amino acids. Gene Ontology annotation, molecular function: acetoacetate-CoA ligase activity. NCBI's taxonomy places the organism in Eukaryota, Fungi, Ascomycota, Eurotiomycetes, Chaetothyriales, Trichomeriaceae. The transcript has 4 exons. The record is from RefSeq and is a predicted model, not a curated record.
AUGUCCAACGAAGGAGAAAGUGAUCUCACCACCCCCCGAAAGCUAUGGCAACAUCCAAACCCACAAUCGACUCGCAUGUGGAAGUUCAUACAAAAAUGCAACGCAACAUAUGGACUCUCCCUGGGUGACUUCCAUGACACGUACGAAUGGUCAACGGGCUUAAGACGCAACGAUUUCUGGACGGCGCUCUGGGAUGAGGUCAACCUGAUACAUGAGGGCUCAUAUGUCGAGCCAGUCGAUGAUAGUGUUCGUAUGGAUUCGAUUCCUCGUUGGUUUGAUGGAAUCAAGCUCAACUUUGCCGAAAACAUUCUCUUCAACAGAGGAAGUCGGCCGGGUGACCUUUUCACAGAUAAUGGUAAGACAGAUACGAAGAUAGCUAUCACCGAAGUCAGGGAAGGCAUGUCGGAGGUUCACAACUAUACCUGGGCGGACAUUAGAAGAUCAGUAGGUCUGCUGUCAAAUGCAAUGCGAGCGCAUGGCGUCAAGAAAGGCGACCGGGUAGCUGUUGUCGGGAGCAACAGCAAAGACACUUUAUGCACAUUUCUUGCUACCACCGCAGUCGGCGGGAUCUUCAGCAGCAGUUCGACUGAUAUGGGUACGAACGGAAUUCUGGAACGUUUGAGACAAAUUGAGCCCAUCUAUAUCUUCAUUGACGAUUUUGCGGUUUACAACGGAAAGACGACAGCUCUGAGGUCGAAGAUCCAGGGUAUCAUCGAAGGGCUGAAGGACAAAUCCAACCUCAAAGGCAUUGUGAUACAGCCCCGGUUCAGUCAACCAGCUGAUAUCCAGUCACUACCACGAACCCUGACGCUGGAAGAGUUCGUGGGCGCAGCGCGUGGGAAUGUAGACCUUCAGUUUGAGCGUGUACCGUUUAACGAUCCACUCCUGAUUGUCUAUUCGUCGGGAACUACUGGUGCACCAAAAUGUAUCGUUCACUCUGUUGGAGGAGUCCUGAUUAACGCGGUCAAAGAAUCUGCUCUCCAUAGGAGUAUGGGCCCAGAGUCCGUUCAAUUGCAGUAUACUACGAAUAAGGUGGUGCCGAGAAAACUUGUUGACCUCAGUUCCCUGAAACACGUGGUCAGUACAGGGAUGGUGCUCAGCGAUCAACUUUUCGAGUGGUUCUACGACACAGGGUUUCCACAGACCGCUCAGCUAGCGAAUAUAUCUGGUGGGACCGAUAUUGCUGGAUGCUUCGGUAUGGAGAACCCACUAAACCCGGUAUAUGUCGGUGGAUGCCAGGGUCCAAGCCUCGGCACUGCUAUCGCUGUAUUUGAAGAGCGACGUCAAACCGAUGGAAGUCCUCAGAUAGUUAGACUUGAAGAUGGGGUGCCAGGAGAGCUAGUUGCGACCAAGUCGUUCCCAAACCAGCCAGCCUUUUUUUGGGGCGAGAACGGCUCACAGAGAUAUUUCGACUCCUACUUCUCGAGAUUUGACAAUACAUGGUCCCAAAAUGAUUUCAUCAUGAUUCAUCCUGUCACAAAACAAAUAUUCUUUCUGGGCCGUGCAGACGGGGUUCUUAAUCCGUCCGGCGUGCGAUUCGGGUCGGCCGAAAUCUACAACGUGCUUGAACAACACAUACCAGAAGUCCAAGACAGCAUCUGUGUUGGACAGCGCAGGAAGCAGGACGAUGAUGAAUCGGUUCUGCUUUUCCUGCUUAUGGCGCCUGGUCAAAAGUUCACAGCAGCACUGAUCGGAAAAGUCAAACAAAUUAUCUCACGAGAGCUAAGCAAAAGGCAUGUCCCGAAGUACAUAUUCGAGACACCAGAGAUACCGAUGACAAUAAACGGGAAAAAAGUGGAGUUGCCUGUGAAGCAGGUAGUGUCGGGCUUCAAGAUCAAACCUUCAAGUACGCUCACAAAUCCAGGCUGCCUCGCUUACUACGCAGAGUUCGCAGAGGAUGAAAAAUUAUCCACUGCAUCGCUGGAGCGGGCCAGAUUAUAG